CAGCGGGGCCCGCGGAGCCGGGGAAGCGGCGGCCCGCGGCCCGCGCAGCGAUGGGCGCCGGCGGAGGGUCGCCCGGGCAGGCCGCCUGCCUGCGGCAGAUCCUGCUGCUCCAGCUGGACCUGAUCGAGCAGCAGCAGCAGCAGCUGCAGGCCAAGGAGCGGCAGAUCGAGGAGCUCCGGGCCGAGCGCGAUACGCUCCUGGCACGGAUCGAGCGCAUGGAAAGGCGGGUGCAGCUGGUGAAAAAGGACAGCGAGCGGGAGAAGCACCGCAUCUUCCAGGGCUUUGAGGUGGAUGAGAAGCCGGAGGCAGAGGCAUGUGAGAAGUUGCCUUUGGAGUGUCCCCAGGACCUGCUGGAGCCUCCCCCGACCCUGCAGCCCAAGCACUUCCCCUAUGGCAGGAACGGGAAGGGGCAUAAAAGGAAGCCAACGUUUGGGAGCGCGGAGAGGAAGACGCCCGUUAAAAAACUAGUGUCAGAGUUCUCCAAAGUGAAGAGUAAAACUCCAAAACACUCCCCGGGGAAGGAGGAAUCGGGCGGCUCCUUGGCUGAAACUGUUUGUAAACGAGAACUGCGGAGCCAAGAGACUCCGGAAAAACCCCGGUCGCUCCUGGAGACCCCACUCAGAGCAUCAGCCCCUCCCAAGGGCCCUGGCACCCACCCCAAGGAGAAGGGCUUUGUCAGCGAGGCCGACGACCUGCCCUAUCUGUCCACCACAGAAAUGUACUUGUGCCGCUGGCACCAGCCGCCCCCAUCGCCGCUGCGGGAGCCUUCUCCCAAAAAGGAGGAGACUGUAGCAAUUCCGUCUUGGAGGGACCAUGUCGUGGAGCCCCUGAGAGACCCCAACCCCUCCGACAUCCUGGAGAACCUGGAUGACAGCGUCUUUUCCAAACGGCACGCAAAGCUGGAGCUGGAUGAGAAACGAAGGAAAAGGUGGGACAUCCAGCGGAUCAGGGAACAGAGAAUCCUACAGCGGCUGCAGCUCCGAAUGUACAAAAGGAAAGGGAUUCAGGAGUCGGAACCUGAAGUUACCUCAUUUUUCCCUGAGCCAGAUGAUGUGGAAAGUUUGCUCAUCACCCCUUACCUGCCCGUUGUCGCCUUUGGCCGGCCCUUGCCCAAACUGACCCCACAGAACUUCGAGCUGCCGUGGCUGGAUGAGCGCAGCCGCUGCCGGCUGGAGGUGCAGAAGAAGCAGACGCCACACCGGACCUGUCGGAAAUAAGGGAGAUGCUGGGAGCUCCAAACACCUCCAGGAGGCUCCGUAUGUCCUCGGGGGCUCCGAACACCUCUGCGGCACCAGAAGCUCUGCCAUCACCGGGUCACCACCAGCUGCUGCCUGCUCCGUGCUGACGGAUGUUUUCAUUCUUCUGCGAUCCCAGUUUUGUUCGUUUGGGUUUGGAACGUUUCCCGGACUCAUCCCCCGCACUGGCACCAGCUUCCCAGCACCACUGGCCAGCAGCUUCACUCCCGGGGGCAGCGGGAGGAUCCCGGCCCAUCCUCGAGUCCCCCGUGUGCUGCCCCUGCACUCCACAGCCUGUGGCCUUGGGAUCUGGGGCUCUUGGGAUCGCCAGCACCAGAUCCCGUGUCCGGGGGUGCCGCAUCACCCGGGACUCACCCGCUGCUGCCUUCGUGUUGUGUUCAGUUAGCAGGAUAAACAGCGGAUUGUGUUGGAGCUGGCUGGGAACUGGGACGCGCCUGGGAUUCUCUUUUGGGAGGUUUUCCCCCCUCUUUGGUGGUUUUCCUCUCUGGAGCGGGGUUGGCAGAGGCAGAGGGGAAGAGUUAAAAAGCAAAAAUUUUUUUUUUUUUUUUUUUUUUUGUGAAAUAGAAACCCUGUGCGCACAAUUUGGGGGGGGUUAAUGGUUUUUUAAAAUGUAAUUUAAAUGUUUUGAGGCGGGCGAGGGGUUUGCUGUGAGGGGGGCCGAUUAUUGCCUGUCCGAGCCCCUGGGUGCUGCUGGACCCUCUUGGUGCUGGACGGGUGGGGAGGGGCUCUGUGUGUCCCCCUUUUUCCUGUUUUUUCUCUCUAUCUCCCUGUUUCCUCUUAUCUCACACCUUUUUCCUCACCUUCCCCCCCUUUUUCCACAUUUUUUCCUCCUUUUUCCCCCCCUACACUGAGCCCGUGCCCCCCCCAGUCUUAUCCCCCCAUUGCCCCCCUCUCUAUAAUUAACCCCGAGCUUAUUGAACGCCAGAAAACUCGUUUACAAAAAAAAAAAAAAAAAAAAAAAGCUUAGAAAAAAAAAUUUAAGAAAAACAAACUUUAAAAAAAAAAAAAACUUAAAAAACCCGGAAAUUGUUAAAAAGUCGAUAAAGUUCCAAAACCACCGCGUUCUAAACAAAUGUUACGGGAGGGGGCGGCGUCACUCGCGGACACGCCCGCUCGCUGGUUUUAUUUUAUUAUUUUUUAUUGCUUUUCGUUGUUUGGUUUGGUUUGGUUUUUUUUUUUGGGUUUUUUUUUUUACAAUAAACAAGGAAAAGGC
Messenger RNA from Taeniopygia guttata (zebra finch), 2469 nucleotides. RefSeq names its product MSL complex subunit 1 (gene MSL1). Gene Ontology annotation, molecular function: chromatin binding. NCBI's taxonomy places the organism in Eukaryota, Metazoa, Chordata, Aves, Passeriformes, Estrildidae. Gene Ontology annotation, cellular component: MSL complex. The record is from RefSeq and is a predicted model, not a curated record.